Molecule: messenger RNA, 1233 nt
Organism: Lachancea mirantina
Lineage: Eukaryota; Fungi; Ascomycota; Saccharomycetes; Saccharomycetales; Saccharomycetaceae
Source: the annotation of a GenBank genome assembly
AUGGAAACCAGGGAAAUAUUGAAGUCGCUUGAAGUACCUUCUAAGGUGCAGAUACCCGAUGAGGAUAGCUUAAAAGAAGCUAUAUGGAAAACCGUUGAUUACGUCUUUCGAAAUGGUCGCGAAUUUGAACAAAAGCUUUCGCUAACGCAGUUUCCUUUCAUUGGUGAAGAAAGUGAAUUUCGACCAUAUUACGAGCAUCUGCUGGGUUAUAUGUUUGGAAAUUCGUCUGAUGUGAAUACCACGGGUAGAGAUGCUGAUUCAGAGGUUUCUGAGCCCCCCGCUCAGCUGGCAAUAGAUGAAGACAACAAUCGCGAUUGUGUACGUGAAGCACCUGAGACGCCCGUACCGUUUGUUUUCAGUGCACAUAAAGCUGAACUGGCUGCAUUUGAUUUGGAAAUUCUGAAAACUACUGCUUUGUUUUGUGCGAUAAAUGCGAAGAACAACUAUCUAAGCUUGAUAACAGAACGUUAUAAAGACGACGAAACGUUUGGGUUUUUGAAAGGAAACCAUGUCCUGAAUGAGACGUUUAUGGGACUCAUAAUACAAUACCAGAAAGUCCUGGAGGGCGAUUUCAAGCAUCUGACGGAUCUUGACAGGAAUUUUCAAAAAACUGUGCUGACCCGAAGUUUCCAGCGAGCCAGAUACGAGGAAUACGCUCAAGAGCAACAAAUAGAAUUGAAAAAGGCCUCUGAUAGACUCAAGAUUAAGUUCUCUGCGUGCAAUUGGGAAAACUUCACGCUCGUGGGCAAAGUGGUUUUUGACGAAUCGUCACCUGCUGCCAGCGAGCCACUAGACUUCAAGAAAAUCAGUCAGUUGUCACUCAUUCAAAGUCCAACCGACGUGUUCAGCUCUGCGCAGCUGCUUUUCGAAUCAGAAUCGCUUGAGAUCGAGACUCCAAGUAAGCCCCAGUCCAAAAAGAAAAACAAAAUUAAAAUCAAAGCCGCAGGAGAGACACGGUUGAAGGGAACUAGGAGAUCUCUUGAGCCGGAAGGAACUGCAACAAAUCUUAUAGAGUGUCCAAUCACGGGUAAAAUGGUCUUGGAAAAUGACUUCGAUCGCCACCUACAAAUCUUGCUCAGUGAUCCUAACUAUGUUGCGGAACGCGAGGCCUAUAAGGCUAAAACCGGUAUAUCGAAUCUCACCACUCAAAACGUUCAUGAAAACAUCAAAAAGUUAUCCAUGGAUCCGCAACAGAAGCAGUUGUCCAAACGGCAAAAAACAAACUAUCAUUAA